Molecule: messenger RNA, 1242 nt
Organism: Monascus purpureus
Lineage: Eukaryota; Fungi; Ascomycota; Eurotiomycetes; Eurotiales; Aspergillaceae
Source: the annotation of a GenBank genome assembly
UUGGACAAGUCGCCCUUCCAGACAAUUGUCCUCCUUCAUCCUUCGAUCUUCUUUCAAUUUGCUAUUCGCUUUUCUCAGUCACUCGGUCCUUCGCUUCGGUCAUACCCAUAUCACAAUGGGUCGCUUCGGUAUCCUCUCACUGGCUCUGCUCUCUUUCCAGGCCCUGAUUGGCAGUGGUCUCGCCGCAGAUACUGCUAAGAAGGCUGAGGAGAAAGAGCAGCUGGCAGUCACGGCACAGGCUACUUUCCCCGCUGCUUCGGAGAUCUUUGGGGUGAAGCUUGUCAAUGGUCACCCUACCGAAGCCGUCAUCACCUUCACCAACAAUGAGCCGGCCCCCGUUACCGUGAACUUCGUCGGUGGCUCUUUGUGGAGCCUUGAGGAGAAGAGCAGCAUUGUUCGCAAUCUGACUACCACGAGAUACGGUGUUGAGAUUCCAGCUGGUGAAAAGCAGUCUCUGAGCUACAGUUUCGCGACUGAAAUGCAUCCUCAGGACUUGAGGCUCAACUUGGUUUCCCUUAUCUUUGACGGUGAUGGAGCUAUCUUCUCUCUCCCAGCAUUCAAUGGUACUGUCAGUGUUGUCGAGCCUGAGACCAGCAUUUUCGAUCCGCAGAUUCUCUUCCUAUACUUCUUCCUCUUGACUUGCCUCGCUGGUGUUGUUUACUUUUUCUAUACUGUCUGGAUCGCUCCGUACCUGCCUCAGAAGCGUAGGGGUGGAAAGGGGGAUUUCUCCAAAAAGGCCUCCGAGAAGAAAGAUUCUACAAGCCAAUCUGUUGAUGGAACCAACCCAACAGCUGCAUCGACUACCGUCUACAAUGCCGAAUGGAUUCCGGCACACCACAUCAACCGUCCCGAGCCCAGGAAGGUGAAGGGCGCCUCCCGGUCCAAGAGUCGUGCUUAAUUAAUAAGCAGGCAUUGGUACAUUUGGGGAUGUCUUUUACAAGAGGAAACUCCUAGUCAGUGUCUUAGCACUGUGGUCAGUUUGGGGGAGCUUUGGUAUGCUGAUACCAAGAAACUGUCAGGUAGCGUUUCUUUGGUGAUGAUUGCUGAAAAUGCGAUUGAUCCAAGGCUGCAGCAGUGCACGUGGUAAAAGGUUUACUUGGUACAUCUGCUAUGCUGUGUGAAACACAUUUGUGGUCUCCGGCUACAUACAGCUGUGGAAUUGGUCUAAAAACCAAAAGCCUGUCAACUCAAUAAUUAUAAAUUUAAAGAAAAAUAUGAAUUAAUAUUUACAACCUUUUCCAA